GCCCCUAAGAAAGAUGGCACGGGAGGCGUCGGUGAGGGCAGGCUGAUUCAACGCCCGAACCCGCGGUGGACAGCAGGGACAGUGUGGUAGCGGCACGGCCGGACCAUGGAAGAGGGCGGCGGCGCGGGCAGCGGUGGCAGCGACGGCAGCACGAGCGGGAGUGGCGGCGUGCAGCAAAGGGAGCUGGAGCGCAUGGCCGAGGUCCUGGUCACCGGGGAGCAACUACGGCUCCGGCUGCAUGAAGAGAAAGUCAUUAAAGAUAGGAGGCAUCAUCUCAAGACCUAUCCAAACUGUUUCGUGGCCAAAGAACUGAUUGACUGGUUGAUUGAACACAAGGAGGCUUCGGACCGAGAGACGGCAAUUAAGCUUAUGCAGAAAUUAGCAGACCGGGGCAUUAUCCAUCAUGUGUGUGACGAACACAAAGAAUUCAAGGAUGUCAAGCUCUUCUACCGCUUCAGGAAGGAUGAUGGCACCUUCCCUUUGGACAAUGAAGUCAAGGCCUUUAUGAGAGGACAGAGGCUGUAUGAGAAGCUGAUGAGUCCUGAAAACACACUUCUUCAGCCCCGAGAAGAGGAAGGAGUCAAGUACGAGAGAACCUUCAUGGCGUCUGAAUUUCUGGAUUGGUUAGUCCAGGAAGGUGAAGCCACCACCAGGCAAGAAGGGGAGCAGCUUUGCCACCGGCUCAUGGACCACAGCAUCAUCCAGCAUGUGUCCAACAAGCACCCAUUCGUGGACAGCAAUCUUCUCUACCAGUUCCGACUGAACUUCCGUCGGAGGCGAAGGCUGAUGGAACUGCUCCAUGAAAAGUCGCCCUCCUCCCAGGAGACACAUGACAGUCCCUUCUGCCUGAGGAAGCAGAGCCAUGACAACCGGAAAUCCACCAGCUUCAUGUCAGUCAGCCCCAGCAAGGAGAUCAAGAUCGUGUCGGCGGUGAGGAGGAGCAGCAUGAGCAGCUGUGGCAGCAGCGGCUACUUCAGCAGCAGCCCCACCCUCAGCAGCAGCCCCCCCGUGCUCUGCAACCCCAAGUCUGUGUUGAAGAGACCCGUCACUUCAGAGGAACUCCUGACUCCCGGGGCGCCCUACGCGAGGAAGACAUUCACGAUUGUCGGUGAUGCUGUUGGCUGGGGUUUCGUCGUGCGAGGAAGUAAGCCGUGCCACAUCCAGGCCGUGGACCCCAGUGGCCCUGCCGCAGCGGCUGGAAUGAAGGUCUGCCAGUUUGUGGUCUCCGUAAAUGGCCUCAACGUGCUGCAUGUGGACUACCGGACCGUGAGCAAUCUGAUCCUGACGGGGCCCCGGACAAUUGUCAUGGAAGUGAUGGAAGAGUUGGAAUGCUGAGGAGGGAUGCUCUUGACCCUUGACAUGGCCAGACAGCACAAAGCAAUGCAACGAUGACUUUCAUGUGAACGGGUGGCUUUGGACAACAUAGAAAUAGUUUCUCCACAUGCACACAUCUUAUUUCAAGUUUCAUACAUGGUUUGAAUGUGGAUGAUACAUCUUUUAAAAAAGGGAAAACACAACUUAUCUCCCUAUAGAAAAGAAAAUUGAGAAAUAGCAUUUUCUUAUGUGGUAGAACUAUCUUACUUGAUUUCUAGUUGUAGUUCUAAUACAGUGUUGCUCUUUUAUAAAUCUUAGUUUGUAAAAAGUUGUUGAAGUGUUUCUCUUGCCAAAGCAGCAACAUGCUCAAAUCUCCAUAGGAAUUCAUAGAAUUGUUGUUGUUGUUGUUGUUUUUAUAGACUUUGAGUUGAAAGUCACCUCAAUUUAAAACAAUUGCUAAGAGCUUGUUGACUAGCAUUUAGAGCAUAGCUCUCAAACAUUUAAAUCCUUAAGAGUCAUCAAAAGUGAUUUUCCCCCUUAAUUCCCGCCUUUAGUAUCAACUUUUGACAUAUGUUCUUGAUUAUGGCAUUAGUUUAAGAAACAAAAACAAAACUUUGUCAUGUUAUAGAUGGAGAGAGGAGCUAAGGAGACAUUGAGUAAAAUUGUUCUGAUUUCUUUUUCUAGGCUGAAAUCAUUUUGUCCUAUGAAUCAUCUGUAGCAGCUUUCUAGGAUUAAUCCUGAAUAUGUUGAGCGUCAAAACAUAGAAGUUUGUAUAUAGACAGAUAAUUAAAAAUAAAUCUUUCUAGCAAGAUUUCACUUUGAAAGGGAGUAUUCUAGGACUUGACCCAUGUGAUAAAACUUGAAACUCUAAAUUGCCUUACUGGCCUGAACUUUUGUUAACUUUCUGGUGUAACAUAUUCUAAAGACAUGACAUGCUGCCCAAUUGAUGGAACUAUUUCCACCCCCUUCCAAAUCAUUGUCUUACGUUGUAAUUUUUUUUCUAUUCAUUGUACAUAUGCAUGUUUCUUUUUUGGUCUGGAGAAGAAUGCAUUUGGGGCUUACUGUACAGAGGAAAUUCUUCAAAGUGCCAAAUUAGAGGGUUAGGAGGUGCUAGUUUCUUCUUAAUAUAAUAUAAUGCAUUCUGAACUAUAGUUUCUGAUCAUGUGUCAACAAAAUAAAAGAUGAAUGUUGUACCUCA
Sorex araneus (European shrew) is the source of this 2512-nucleotide messenger RNA. It is a transcript of the gene DEPTOR, whose product is annotated as DEP domain containing MTOR interacting protein. Gene Ontology annotation, molecular function: protein binding. The transcript has 9 exons. Lineage: Eukaryota; Metazoa; Chordata; Mammalia; Eulipotyphla; Soricidae. The record is from RefSeq and is a predicted model, not a curated record. The coding region runs from base 106 to 1335 and encodes 409 amino acids. Gene Ontology annotation, biological process: intracellular signal transduction; negative regulation of TOR signaling.